Molecule: messenger RNA, 2223 nt
Organism: Coprinopsis cinerea okayama7#130
Lineage: Eukaryota; Fungi; Basidiomycota; Agaricomycetes; Agaricales; Psathyrellaceae
Product: vacuolar amino acid transporter 4
Exons: 10
Coding region: 1-2223 (740 amino acids)
Biological process (GO): amino acid transmembrane transport
Molecular function (GO): amino acid transmembrane transporter activity
Source: RefSeq, a predicted model, not a curated record
AUGAGCUCACCGUCACAACCAAUAAACAUCAAGAGCCCCAAGUUAUCCAGCGAUGGUCAAGGGCUCUCGUCGUCGUUUGCCCCGUCCAUGGGCACCCCCAACCGCAAUAAUUUGCGUGCACCGUUCGUUGGAACACCACCUCUGCCCAACAUCCCACCACGGAGCUCUAGUGGCACCCCAAUGCAAAGGACUGGAUCUCCAAUGCUGAACAACAAUGGCUUCUCAACAGCAGGCGGCCCGAGCGGAAUAUCCCAGUCAUUUACGAGGCCAAUGUCGAUCUCUGGGAGCCCGAAUCCAAACGCACCUAACAUCGAUUUCGAGAGUCUGACUGAUGAAGACAAGGCCAGAGUCCUCAGAAAGCACCUAGUCUCCAAAGAUGCUCGUUCCAAGUACGACGGAAAGCCAAAGUCAAUUGCCGGUUCGGAACUCGACGUUCCCCAGCAUGGUUCGGACAACGGCACGUCGCACCCCGACUCCAGGCGCUCGUCGGUCGGAGCUGACGAUGGAAAGCGAAUGAACCGGGAGGAAACAGACCCCUUCCCCAUCCCUUACAAUGCUCCUGGUGCGGACGUGACCCACGACAUCUACAAAUGGCAUGCGGACCAACGCCGCCAGGCUGGACGCGCCCGCGCUGUAUCAUUCCAUGCUCCAGAACCAACGCCUCAUCCUGCUUUCGAACAUAUCCAUGAACCCGGUGGCUUCAGAAGGAACUACUUGAAACUACGUGCCAAUGAACAAGGGGCCGAGGAGCCACCGAUGCUCGACAACUUUAUCGACUUCUUAACCCUCUUUGGCCACUUUGCUGGAGAAGACCUCGAAGAAGACGAGGAAGAGAAGGAUAGCGAUGAGGAGGCCGCCGAGGCUGAAGCUGAACUCCAAGCUGCCGAGGCUGCUGGAUUGGGAGAAUCAACUCCCUUGUUGCGUGGUGCUUCUGCAUCUAGGACGCGUUCGCGUUCUAGACGAAGGCGCGGUGCAUCUGUGGGGCCGCAGGGUGGAACAGCAACUGUCACGCAAGCCGUUUUGAUGUUGCUUAAAUCAUUCAUAGGAACUGGUGUUCUAUUUCUGGGCAAAGCCUUCUUCAAUGGAGGCAUACUUUUCUCUUCAAUCACUUUCGUCUUUAUUGCGGGUAUAUCACUGUAUUCGUUCUUGCUCUUGCUCGAUGCCAAGAAUGCUGUUCCGGGAAGCUUCGGAGCGUCUAAACGACACUUUAUAGACAUCGGCGGUAUCUUGUAUGGUCCCCGCAUGCGAUACCUUAUCCUCGGAUCUAUCGUAAUCUCGCAAAUGGGCUUCGUCGCCGCCUACACCAUCUUCGUUGCAGAAAAUCUGCAAGCCUUUGUCCUCGGAAUCACCGACUGUCUGAAGCUUGUCCCUGUUCAAUACUUCAUCCUCGCCCAACUGCUCAUCUUCGUCCCUCUCGCUUUGAUUCGCGACAUUGCCAAACUCAGUACGACAGCCCUCAUUGCGGACGUAUUCAUCUUCGGUGGCUUGGCCUACAUCUUUGGCAGUGAAUUCAAGAUUAUCGCUGAACGUGGUAUCGCGGACGUCAAGCUUUUCAAUCCAAGGGAUUUCCCUUUGUUCAUCGGAACUGCUGUUUUCUCAUUCGAAGGCAUCGGUCUCGUCAUCCCUAUUUCCGAUUCUAUGCGCGAACCUCACAAAUUCCCGAUGGCCCUGACUGGUGUAAUGGCCUUCCUCGUUGUUCUGUUCGGAGGCUCCGGCGUUCUUGCAUACCUGACCUUUGGUUCUGAAAUCCAAACGGUCGUUUUGGUCAACCUAGACUUGCGCAGUAGAAUGGUUCAGACGGUCCAAUUCUUUUAUGCUAUUGCAAUCCUUCUCUCGGUCCCCCUGCAACUAUUCCCCGCUGUUCGAAUCCUAGAGAACGGGAUCUUCACCCGGAGUGGUAAAGCCGACCCUCAAGUCAAGUGGCACAAGAAUUUGUUCCGGUUUGGAAUGGUCGUCUUGUGCAGCUUGAUCAGUUGGGCUGGUGCUGCCGACCUAGACAAGUUUGUGGCUUUCGUCGGAAGCUUCGCUUGUGUUCCAUUGUGCUAUGUGUACCCCGCGAUGCUUCAUUACAAGGCUGUUGCAAGAACUAGACGCCAGAAGUUGGCUGACAUUGCUAUGAUCGUGUUUGGACUUAUUGCGGCUGCCUAUACCACAAUCCAGACGCUCAAGUUGAUGAUCGCGCCCAGUCCUCCAGCGGCUCCUGUUGGAACUUGCGAGCUGUAG